Molecule: messenger RNA, 2592 nt
Organism: Encephalitozoon intestinalis ATCC 50506
Lineage: Eukaryota; Fungi; Microsporidia; Unikaryonidae
Exons: 1
Coding region: 1-2592 (863 amino acids)
Source: RefSeq, a predicted model, not a curated record
AUGCUUAUUGAGAGGUUCAAAGAAAUAAGAAACAAGAUAUAUGAGGAUAUCCAUGCAGCCUCUGAGACAGACAUAAGAUUUAUGAGGGAUGCUCUGGGUCUACAAGACAUGGCAUAUGGAAGGAUCAAGACGUAUUCUGCCGAGGACAGCAAGGUUCUGGCGCUUUUUACAUUGAAGUACAAUGUUGCAGUUCUCUUGGAGUUUAUUUCCCGAAACGGAGUCGAGCUUGGGAGCGAUAUAUGUAUGGCGCUUUGCAAUGCAUUGUUUGAGGAGAUUCCUCAGGCAUCUCCUGAAUGUUCCCUGGAGAUCGAGGAUAUAAAAGCACGAACGGACGAGGUGAUUGUAGACAUCCUGUGUAGCAUUGGAGAGGGGAUGCAUGUUGAGAAGAUCAAGUCAUAUUUGAGCUUGCAGGAGAUUCCUGACGGGGUUAGCGUCAAUCUUGCAGUGGUGUUUACAGCUCCAUCCUGGAAGUCGUAUGACCUCCGUGUGAUUAAUGAAUUGGUUCUUGGGCCUGUUUUGGUGGAGCUGCUGAGAAGUUUUAAGGAAUCUCUCCGGCCGCAAAUAAAGGAAAGAAUAUUGGACUCUUGCAAGAAGAGACUUAGGAAUGAAAGAGAUCGGUCGAUUAUUUACCAAAUAUUCUACGAGCUUAACACAGGGAAGGACAUUAAGAUGUUUGAAAUUGAAGAAGACGAGAAAGAGGAGGCAUAUGUUGGAUUUAUAUACUCUCUAAUGGUUGAUGAAGAAAGUUGCUUAAAGGGAUAUGAGGUUUUGUCAAAGGCAGGUCUUUUUAACGACCUAAGAAAGGCUCUUGAAAUGAUAAAUGUUCUAAGCCAGGCAGAAUAUAAAAGAAUUAGGCCUGAAGAUGAAAAGCUCAUCUAUCAUCUUAUGCAAGUGAUUGAGAGGCUUGUAUCUUCAGACUGGCAUGGCCUUGGCUUUGUAAGGCUGUACUUCAUGAGAUUUGUCGAGCUGUUUCUUAACACUCUUGUAGGGCAAAUUUCUCUAAGGAUAAAAGGGCAGAUAUACGAGAUCCUAUCUUCAUUCAUGAGAGAUGGAGACUGUAAGGAAACAAUCUGCGAGUUUAUGAGAGGAGUUGGGAUAUUCAACAAAGAGGCCAUCCAUGCUGAUUUCGAGAAAGAACUUGAGAGUAAGAACUUCUCUAUGGCUCCGAGUUUCCUCCGGUUUUGUACGUUUCUUGGAAAUGAGGAAUGUAUCAGAUUUGCCAUGUACGCACUUAAAAGCGAGGAUCCAUCAACAGUCACCCGGUGCUUUGACGUCAUCGAAAGGUUUGUGGACAAGAAAAACACAGAGGGGGGGAGUAGCAGUGAGUUUAUUGUUUCUCAGCUCUCCUUGAUGUCUCAACAUAUUCGAGUAGCAAUGCUAAACAACUCACAAGUCACCAACAGGAUUUUGGAAUUCCAGCUGAGCACGGGCAUUGUGAUUGGAGAUGUGUCGAUAAUCAAUGUGAUCAUAAAUACACCGAACCCAAGGUUCUUUGAGUAUGUAAGGCUUUUUGAGGACUUCUCAUUCUUCAUGAAUGAAAACUUCCUUGAAAGGCUUUCUGAAGAUGAAGAAGAAGGCUUCAAAUAUCUCUGUGAGGUGACUGCUAACAACCAUGAAGCAUGCAAGUUUGUGAUGAACAAUGAAGAUUGGUUCAAUGCUUAUGUCAAAAACAAUCCUUGUGUUCAAGAAGCAGCCAUUAGGAUAUACGAGAACCUGGUUGAUUAUGACAUCGAGAAUGUGGAAGUCAGCUUUGACAGAGGGUUUAUCCUUCCAGACAUACCACAUCGGUCAGUAUUCUCGAUUCUUAGCAAGUUGAUUCUUUAUUCGGUUUAUACAAGAAAGACUUCAUACUCAAGAUAUAUCACAGACAAAGACUACAGCUUGGAUAGCUCAAAUAUCAAUGAGUACUGUUUGUAUAUCAAAUGCAGAAUAGUUGUAGGAGACAAUGUUGAGGAUAGGAUCAAAUAUCUUAUGAAACAGUAUACAGGAAUAGAAGAUCUACUCGGAUAUUAUGAGGUUUCCACUGGGAUAUCACUGAACAUCUCCUCCUCAAAGAACCUCUUGGUAAACAUAGGAAAGAAGGAUACAAGCAUGUUUAUCAACAUGUUUAGCAAUGCUAGUAACUUCGAGAAGUUUCUUUUAUUCUUUUUCAUUGGAGAAAUUGAUGCAGAGGAAGGCAAGGCAAUUGAGAAAAUAGUCAAAGAGGAAAUCACAAGAAUAAUGGUAUCCCAGUCCUCGAGCACAUCGGAGAAAAUGAUUCUGAGGCAAUGCUUGAUAACACUCUUGUCUCUUAACAACAUAGACUCGAUUGUGAGGUUGAUAGGCGAAUAUGACGACACCGAUCUACUUCUAAAAGCCAACAUAAGAAAUCUUCUGUGCGGAGGGUCAUACUUCAAUAGCUCUUUGGUCAUGAAAGGCCCAUUGGAGCUGCAAGUCUAUGCUGUUCUCCUCCUUUAUUACAAAUCAGUCUGGGACUUAGCUGCUCUGAAGGAUUGGAUCCUGUAUCUUAGGAGAGAGUGUAAGGAUAACGACGACCUGGAAUAUCUUAUAAGCGAUAUCAAGAGCAAAAACAUACGGAUUGAGCUUGAGUAA